AUGGUCACAUCACAUGAACUUACACAGACACUCACACAAUACUAUCAUUUCCGCUAUUGCCUCAUCCUUACCAGUACCCCCCUUCAGAACGACCUUCCCAAACUUUUGGCUCUCUUCAAAUCUCUCCUUCCCAAGAUCUUCAACUCACAGGGUGCGUCGCACCCUAUAAUCACCUGA
Molecule: messenger RNA, 177 nt
Organism: Suillus fuscotomentosus
Lineage: Eukaryota; Fungi; Basidiomycota; Agaricomycetes; Boletales; Suillaceae
Exons: 1
Coding region: 1-177 (58 amino acids)
Molecular function (GO): ATP-dependent chromatin remodeler activity; ATP binding
Source: RefSeq, a predicted model, not a curated record